GCAGGUGACCGCGGGGCCUGUGACAGUGAGCUGAGGUUUAUGCGUCACUGCCAAUUCCAGCGCCAGCAAAUUCCCAAUUCACAAUGCCGAGCUCGAGCUCGAAUUCGCAGCAGAUUUGAGGUUGUGCACGGACAGCGCAGGGAGGCCUGACCAUGGCGAGUGGCCGGAAUGCGUAGAGCUCCGGGGCGGAAUACUUCUCGACAUGGAUCGUUGCUGCAUUUUUGCAUCAGUUUCUGCUCCUACCUGUCAAUUCCGCGGAGUCGGUAGUGGAACUCGAUUGCUUCGGCUGUCUGGAAAGUCUCGAGGGUUGCGCUCGUGGAGGCCGAGUGAAAGCGGUUGGAAAUUUGGCCUGAAUUCCGCGCUUCCAGUUGGUCGAAGUUGGAGGAUAGCACCUUCGAGUUCCGACUAUGUCCGACGGAUUUCGACUGUCAGAUGUGCUACGAAAGAGCCCGAGACCAGAGAUGAGCGGCAGAAGGAGUCUGCCCAAAGCUCAGGGAGUUCCAGAGCUGCUGGAAGUAAAAAGGUGGAUCCUGUAGGAAUUUUGAAGGGACUGGACCCGCUGAUUGCUAAGCCACUGGCUAUUUUCCUUCGUGAAAGGUACAGGACCUACAAGGUUUUGAAGGAAAAAAUAUCGGAAGACGACGAUGGGUUAGCGGAGUUUGCUUUAGGCUAUGAAGUUAUGGGACUAAAACGUCAUCCUCGGCAUGGAGUUGAGUUUUAUGAAUGGGCUCCUGCCGCGCAUUUCUGUUCUCUCGUCGGAGACUUCAACGAUUGGGUCCAUCGGGCGAAUUGCGCUGGAGAAUAUUACUUGGGGCGGGAUGACUUUGGUCACUGGCGUAUAUUUGUGGAAGAUAACCUUAGGGAAGGAGAGGAGGAAUCAGAAGAUGAUGAAACACAAGAGUAUAACUACAUGGUUGAUUUUGAUAAGGGAGACGAGGACCAAGGUAUGGACGAAGUUUUUGCUCGAUCUAAUAAUGAGUACUGGGAGCCUGGAGAAGAGAUGCCGAACGAUCUUGAGGCUCUUGCCAUGGACAUUUGGAACGAGAUAAAUAAAAGGAAACAGGGUGGGAUGCAAGAAGAACAAGAGGAACAAGAAGAGGAGGACGAGGAAGACUAUGACGAUGAUCGGGAUGAAGAUGAUGACACUGAAUCGCUGUCAGAGGAUGACGAAGAUGAUGAUCCAGAAGCUUUAAUGAAACGUUUUGGAGACUCUGCGGAAGAUUUGGACGCUGUCCAGGAAGCAGGAACAGUUGACGAAGAAGAGCCGGAUUUUGUAUAUUCUAACUCUAAACAGACUAGAAAAAAGAAUCGGUCUCAUCACGUUGACGACGCUAGAGAAAGGUAUGAAAAGUGGAAGGCUAGCGAUGAGUAUGUAGACAAUGGAUUACCACCUGUAGAUAUAAUCGACGAGGGAGUUUCACCAGGAGAGCUAACUGUGGUCGAAGACCCUGUAUGGGAAAAGAGAGUUGAUGAAAAAACACCUCCUUUUCCGUACUGGGAGUUGAUCGUGAAGGGAAGGAAAGCUUGGGAGAAACGGUACUCACCUGGCAUACCUCAUCUGGGGCGUUAUCGUGUGUAUCUGCAUACACCAGAUGGUCCUAUGGAGCGCGUUUCUGCCUGGGCAAACUACGUUCUACCUGAUAAGGAAGGUGGGACGUACAGUGGAGUUUUCUGGGAUCCACCACCAGAGGUCAGACAUAAGUGGUGCAAUCAAAGGCCUGCAAGACCUUCAACCCUCCGAAUAUAUGAAUGUCAUGUUGGAAUCAGUGGUGGGGAUCCUCGGGUUGCGACAUAUGCUGAUUUUAUCUCUAAGGUCCUUCCUCAUGUUAAAGAAUCCGGGUAUAAUGCAAUUCAGCUUAUCGGAAUUCAAGAACAUGCUGAGUACUCCAGUGUCGGAUAUAAGGUGACAAAUAUGUUUGCAACAAGUAGCCGAUUCGGCACGCCAGAAGACUUCAAGCGCCUAGUGGACUCUGCCCAUGGAUUAGGAUUGCUUGUAUUUAUGGACAUUGUUCAUUCGCAUGCUGCACCAAACGAAAUGAAUGGAUUAGCAGCUUUUGAUGGCUCAGCUGAUUGUUACUUCUUCCCUGGGAAGAGAGGCACUCACAAGCGUUGGGGCACUCGAAUGUUCAGAUACGGGGAUUAUGAAGUUCUUAGAUAUCUACUGUCAAAUUUGAAAUGGUGGGUCGAAGAGUAUCAAGUCGACGGUUUCCACUUUCACUCCGUGAAUUCGAUGCUCUACACUCAUAAUGGUCUAUCAGACUUCUCCAACGGUGUACAAGACUUUUGUAAUCAGUACGUUGACAAGGACGCUCAGAUCUACCUAAUGCUGGCCAAUGAGAUGCUGCAUCAGCUAAAUCCUAAUAUAGUCACCAUCGCAGAAGAUGUGACUGUGUAUCCUGGGCUCUGUGAACCUAUCAAUCAAGGUGGCCUGGGGUUUGACUACAGCGUCAACAUUUUACCCUCUGAACUGUGGCCACAUAUUAUUGCAAAUGUCCCCGAUGAAGAAUGGAGCAUGACUCAGAUUGUCAAAGCUUUGAAAGCUGAUCCAAGAAGUUUGAACAAAACACUUAUCUACACAGAAAAUCACAAUCAGUCCGUCGUUGGCGGUAAAUCUCUUGCAGAGUUGCUGCUUUAUGGUGCCAUGAGUAAGAAGGAGAAGCUAUCGAAGGACAGCUCCCCGUGGAGUCGUGGGUUUGCGCUGCUGAAGAUGAUCAAGCUGAUCACUUUGACACUCGGAGGAAGUGCAUAUCUCACGUUUAUGGGCAACGAAUUUGGUCAUCCUGAGUUUGUAGAGUUUCCAAGAUCCUCCAAUCGUUAUUCAUAUGAACGUGCUCGACGGCAGUGGGAUCUUUUGGAGGAUAAUGGUCCCCAUAGUCAACUCGCCUGCUUUGAUAGGGCACUGAUGAAGCUGGAUGAGACCGAAAUUAUACAAGCUAGCGGACCCGUGACUCUUUGUCACGUGGACGACGCCACGAAGGUCAUAACUUACAAGCGUGGAACAUUACUUUUUGCAUUCAACUUUCAUCACAAAAAUUUCUACGAAGUAUACAGAGUGGGAGUACCGGAGGCCGGUGAAUUUAAGAGAAUUUUAGACACAGACUUGAAGGAGUUCGGAGGUACUGAUCAGUUAGAAACUGAGCCAUCAGUGUUGAGUACUUCUCGGGGAAGGUUGGAUAAAUUUGACAAUAAUUUGGCUUUGCAGUUACCUCCACGAACAGCUCAAGUGUACAGAUUAGGUCGUAUAUGGGAGUAAGGAAUUAAAGUAGAGGAUAGCAAUUUUGUAGAGGCCUUUUUUUUGUAGAAGCUUAGAGACCUUUCGCUUCCUACUAGCUCUCUUAUAAGUGCCAAGUACGGUCCAAUGUAGUACAGACGUACGUGCAGGAACAAGGUCGCAGUCAAGCUACUUUCCUACCUACAGUACGGUAGCUUACUUAAUGUACUCGUUCUCUUUCAUGGAGUAAAUGCUCAGGGACGUUCCGUUGCUCCUGUAGGCUAACAUGAGGCUAGAUCGCCUCGAUGCCAAACAUGUUCACACGACGCACACACAGCAGGAAUAUUACAAGGAU
This is a messenger RNA of Marchantia polymorpha subsp. ruderalis, 3566 nucleotides long. The record is from the annotation of a GenBank genome assembly. Lineage: Eukaryota; Viridiplantae; Streptophyta; Marchantiopsida; Marchantiales; Marchantiaceae.